GUGUGCGCAUGCGUGGAGCCGAGCGUGUCAUCGUUACAUCGUCCCAUCCCUCCCGCAGCUUUAGUGCGGUGGUCCGGUACCCUGCGCUCCAGUCUCUGCUGCACACUGCCAUUGUCAGCGCCAAACGCGGUCCAAGCCAACGAACCCGAACCCAGGACCGAAGCUUUUUACGCACACGAACCCCGGACAUACGGUGCUGCUGUGAGACCCUCUCCUCCUCUUCAUCUACCUCUUCUGCUCCAGACCUCCCCCUCCUCAUCUCUCCUCCACCCCAGAGAGCAUGCCUCCUGCAGUGGGCGGGCCGGUCGGGUACACCCCCCCUGAGGGCGGGUGGGGUUGGGCCGUGGUGGUGGGAGCCUUCAUCUCCAUCGGCUUCUCCUACGCUUUCCCCAAAUCCAUCACGGUCUUCUUCAAGGAGAUAGAAGCCAUUUUUGACGCCACGCCCAGUCAGGUGUCGUGGAUCUCCUCCAUCAUGCUGGCGGUCAUGUACGCCGGAGGUCCGAUCAGCAGUAUCCUGGUGAACCGUUUUGGCAGCAGACCCAUCAUUAUGGUCGGGGGGUGCCUGGCCGGCUCUGGGCUCAUCGCCGCCUCCUUCUGUAACACUGUGGAACAACUCUACUUCUUCAUUGGAGUCAUAGGAGGUUUGGGCCUGGCCUUUAACCUAAACCCCGCCCUGACCAUGAUCGGUAAAUACUUCUACAAACGUCGCCCCAUUGCCAACGGCAUCGCCAUGGCGGGCAGCCCGGUGUUCCUGUCCACCCUCGCUCCCCUGAACUCCUGGCUGUACGACGCCUUCGGGUGGAGGGGCAGCUUCCUCAUUCUGGGGGGGCUUCUGCUGAACUGCUGCGUGGCUGGGUCCCUUAUGCGCCCCAUCGGACCUAAACCUCAACCACCCGCCCCCAAAGACGACGUGGAGAGCAAGAAAGAGAAGAAGACUGUUCUCCAAACCAUCAACUCCUUCAUUGAUCUCACCUUGUUCAAACACAGAGGGUUCCUGUUGUACUUAUCUGGAAAUGUGGUCAUGUUUUUUGGACUUUUUGCUCCUCUGGUCUUCCUCUCGAACUAUGCCAAAAGCAAAGACAUCAGCAAAGAAAAGGCUGCCUUUUUGCUCUCCAUUUUGGCGUUCGUGGACAUGGUCGCCCGUCCGUCCAUGGGUAUAGUCGCCAACACCAAAUGGGUGCGCCCGCGGGUGCAGUACUUCUUCGCUGCAGCGGUCCUGUACAAUGGCGUGUGUCACGUAUUGGCGCCGAUGUCCACAGAUUACACAGGGUUUGUGAUCUACGCCAUCUUCUUCGGCUUUGCGUUCGGCUGGCUCAGCGCGGUGCUGUUUGAGACCCUCAUGGACCUGGUGGGGGCGCAGAGGUUUUCUUCGGCCGUGGGGCUGGUCACCAUUGUGGAGUGUGGUCCUGUGCUGCUCGGACCCCCACUCACAGGCAGCUUCUAUAAUUACUACAAACACUACGACUACACCUACGUCUCCUCCGGCAUCAUCCUCAUCGUCGCCAGCGUCAUCCUGUUUGUGGGAAUGGGAAUCAACUACAGGCUCCUGGAUAAAGAGAAGAAGGAGGAGGAGAAGAGAGAGAAGGAACACCCGAAAGACGAGUGCGAAGCCAUGUUACCCCCCGCGUCUCCAGUCAAGUCCACCGACGAAGAGAAGGCCACACCUGCCGCGGUGACGUUAGAAGAUGUGGCCAGAAUGGACGAAGACACUGUUUAAACUAAGACUAUUUCAGACUCUUUCACCACAAAGCUCACACGAUUUUGUACAAAAAAAAAAAAAAUCUGAUUGCAAUUUUUUUUCUGACAAGUUUUGCAAUAAGAUUUGCAGUGUGUUUUUAAGAUUCAGUUCACAAUGUGCAUUUUUAAACACGUCCAGGAGUGUUGGCGUUUGAGAGAAGAUUGAAAUCUAAAGAUGCAUUUACGAUGAUGUUUGUAAAGGUCUAAAACUACAGGGUCAGCAGCUUUUAUACAGAACAAGACCCUAUGGAGACACAGGGAGGGCAUCUGACAUACAGGUACUUUUCUAUCACAUGAAUAACUACAGUUUUCACAUUGUUGAAUUCUGUGCAUUUUAACCAAGGCAAUAGUGACAUCUAGAGGGCACUGGCAUAUCUGACCUAAUUUUAAAGGUGUACUGCGUAACGUUUCCCUUGUGGGUCAGCUACCUGCUCGUCUCCAUGGAGAUGUUUCACAAGAUGGCAUGAAACUCAUCCACCUUACAUUUAUUCAAUUUGUUUUAGUAUUCAACAACCUUGAAAAACCUUCUUCAUUCUUUCUAUGAGCAGGUUUAUCUCCACAGAUCUUGUCUCCAUCUAGCUAUACAAGUAUAUAUGGAGAAGUUUAAUGCCAAACUGCGGAACAUUCCAGGUAAAGCAAUAGUGUCUCGAGGUGGACUAGUACGUAAUGAGUCCUCCACCUGUAAACUUGUAAAGUGUGUCUUUAAACACAGACUUGCAUCUGUGCUCAUUUCAAUGUUCUGGUACGAGGCCACGUCAGCUCAUCUUUUAAUGGGAUAAUUAUGAUCAAAUCUGUUUCGAUAUCCACAGAAAUCACUUGUAAUACACUUUUCUACUGUCUUUGACCUUAUCCGUGUGUCUGUGGUGAGACCAUUUGACGGUCUGCUGAUGUCAGUAGUAGGAGGCGUUUCUCUCAGGGUCGACUUGAGCUACCUGAAGUUUCAUAUGCACAAAACCUGCUUCAAAUAAUGGGAGAUUUUUGUUUUGUUUUAGGUUUUUCAAAUGAACAAAUGAUUUGAACAAAAGCAUGUUCAGUUUUAGUUUCAUGGUCUCAAAGUGAUGGUGCUAGUUUUCUUCACAGCCAAUCGUGAUGGGACUUUAUUUUUACAGUGUAGGCUACUAUUCAACUUUAGACGUCUGAACAUAUUGUAUUUUUAGUGUAUUUUGUUUUCUGAAUGAUUGAACAUAUUAUGUAUUAAUCUUGUUUGUUUGCAGCUAGAUUUUAGUAUUUCAUAACAGUUCAGUCUGUAACCACAUUUUUAAUGAAAUUACAUUAUAAUGAAGUGUUUCAAUCACUUGAUUUUUCUUUUUUUUUUGGGUAAUUUUAUCAAAAUAGACAAAAUUUUGCACAAAACUGGGACUAGUCAAAUAAAUGUCUAGAUCUUAAUUACCUUAGUAAUUUUUUUUCCACAGUGCAAAGGUUACGAAUUUCAAGUAAUUUCAACCUGUGUAGAUAUAUUUUUUACAGUGUAUGUGAAAUUUCACAUUUUAAUUGGUGACAAAUGCAUUUCCCAUGAAAUCAUCAUCACUGUUUAGCCAUAUUUUGUACUGACAAGAGUAUGAAUUUUUAUUAACAUUUUAUUUUUAGUUCAUGAUUCAUCAAAUUGUUUUAAAUUAUAAACUACAUUUUUGGUGGGUAAUAACAGAAUCACAGAAAAAUCACAAUUGUUUCUUUGUUCAAGUCUUGAUCACAAUGAUGCAAAAUAAAGCUACACUCUGGAACUUUUUUGCCAGUAUAGACGUUGAACAUGAUACUGUCAGCUGACGCUCGUGUGAAUGAGAAACUGUAACCAUUGUCUAGUAUCUUUAAUAUGUUUUGUGUACUUUUGAAUGAAACUGGAAAAUGCUCUAAUACUUUGCUUCAGCUGUGUUGAGUUUAAUCACACCUUUCAAUAUAUUUUUGUAACGGUGUUUUUGAGUUUUCAUGUCAAUGUAAAUUGCUUAAAUUUUAGCAUUUGUUUUAAAGGAUUAUAUCAAUGACCAAAAUUCUUACUCCCCUCCCAAGACAAAUAUUGAAAGCACCUUUUUUGCAGUAUUUAAAGGCAAACUAACUUUUCUGUAAGAGGGUCCACCACCUGCCUGUUUCACGGAAAUAGUUUUGCUUUUACUGGAUUGUUCCACAGUGUGGCAUUUAACUGUUCCAUGUUGCUUUUAUUCUAGCCCAGGUGUUUCUGCUCAAAAGUCCCUUUUAAAAGUCAUAUUCACACUGAGCAGGGUCGCCUCUCCACAGAUCUGCUCUGUAUCUUGGUCCGAUUCCAUCACCUACUAAAUACACUGAAUAUCAUACUGUGACACAUUCCACGAAAAGCAAAACUAUUUCCAUGGGGACCACUGGAAAAGUUCCUUAGUGUGCCUUUUUAACUGCAAAUAAGUUCAUGUAUAAUUGGAGAGGGUUUCAGUGUUUGUGCCCCAAAGUCAUUCUAAAGUUAAACCUUCUGAAGCCUUUUCUAAAGUUAAUGCAGUAUAGCUGUUUGUGAAUUAAGAAUUCUAAUUGAAGAUGAAUGUUGGUCUAGUGCAGGGUGUUGAACGGUACUGUACUGUUAAAUGCUGCAACUCAUUUUAGCUCAAAUGAACAAAUGUUUGUUUUCUAUGUCUUUAUAAGACUGAACUGAAGUAAAGGUUUUUGAAGAAAACCAAA
Messenger RNA from Boleophthalmus pectinirostris (great blue-spotted mudskipper), 4374 nucleotides. RefSeq names its product monocarboxylate transporter 1-like. Gene Ontology annotation, cellular component: membrane. The transcript has 5 exons. Gene Ontology annotation, molecular function: monocarboxylic acid transmembrane transporter activity. NCBI's taxonomy places the organism in Eukaryota, Metazoa, Chordata, Actinopteri, Gobiiformes, Gobiidae. The coding region runs from base 281 to 1717 and encodes 478 amino acids. Gene Ontology annotation, biological process: transmembrane transport; monocarboxylic acid transport. The record is from RefSeq and is a predicted model, not a curated record.